Oldenlandia corymbosa var. corymbosa is the source of this 1722-nucleotide messenger RNA. The record is from the annotation of a GenBank genome assembly. NCBI's taxonomy places the organism in Eukaryota, Viridiplantae, Streptophyta, Magnoliopsida, Gentianales, Rubiaceae.
AUGUUUCAGAUCAAUCAGCUUACCAAUAUUCAUGGUUUUUCAAAGGGUUUAGAGGUGGAUGAUGAUAGGCAAGUAGGAAGCGAAAAGUGUCAUGUGAUCAAUUCUCAUCAUCCAUUUCCAGCCCCUGUAUUGGCAAGUUCAAAAAGGGAUCAUGAUCAUGAUCAUUGUGAUGAUGGUUCAGAUUUUAAUGAUCUCUUCCAAUUUGAUAUGGGAUUGAUCCAACCAUUAACCCAUCAGGCUUCAUUAUGUGAUGAUGAUGACCAAAAUCCGGAUGAUGAAAAUCCAGGAGUUCAGAGAGAAAGGCCAUAUUCAGCAUCACUUCAUAUUUUGAGGAGUUAUAAAAGCAGGCUCAGAAAGUUGAACGUUCACAAAGUACAACUCCCCGGAGGAUAUCCUGAAAAAGAAGACUUUACAGGUUUCACAAUCUGCAACAAUGACAAUGGCAGCCAGAAAUUGUCAACUAAUUGUAUCUUAAGGUUGGCUGCUGAGAAUUUCAUCGAAUGUUCGACCAAAGGUGAUACCGAAUCAUCCGCCAUUAACCAUCCUUACGCCAGCGCAUUCGCUGGUUUGUGUCAGGAAGAUGCAAAAGCUGUCCAGCUUGUUCAGUUUCUUCUUGCAUCAGCUGAAAAAGUUGGGAGGAAGCAGUUUGGAAGGGCAAGUAAGCUCCUGAUUGAGUGUGAUAAGGGAAGCUCUGAUCAGGGAAGUACUAUUGAAAGGCUGGUGUACUAUUACUCAGGUGCCCUUCAGGAAAGGAUUGAUCGCGAAACCGGCACUUUUAGCCCACGAGGUUUAGGGAACAAGCAAUGCAAAGAUAUGCUGGAGACGAUGGGAGGUCCAUCCCCUGAUAUUAUGGCAAUGCAGAAUAAUGUACCCUUUGGUCAGAUUUUUCAGUUUGCUGGAAUCCAGGCUGUUUUAGAUCAUGUGGGUGAUGCUACGAAGAUUCAUGUGGUCGAUCUUGAGAUAAGGACUGGAAUGCAUUGGACGAUUUUGAUGCAAGCUCUCGCGACUAAGGUCACGAAUCCUGUUGAAUAUGUUAAGAUAACUGCAGUAGGAACCAAAUCCAGGGCUAAUCUCGAGGCAACUAGGGACCGGCUUGCCAGCUUUGCAAGGAGUUUGAACUUAAAAUUCUACUUCAACAUUGUCAUGGUUGAUCAGAUCAUGGAUCUAAAUGAGUCCCUUUUUGAGGUUAAACCAGAUGAAGCAGUAGCUGUUUGGGCUGAUUUCUUUUUAAUGUUCAUGAUUGGGAGGCAAGAUGUGCUUGAGUCCCUGAUGAAUGUGGUCAGAGCCCUUAAGCCCAAAAUCAUGGUUGUUACAGAAGUUGAGGGAAACAAUAAUUCCCCGGUUUUUGUGACCCGCUUCAUCGAGUCCCUUUUUCACUAUGGCGGUUUCUUUGACUGUUUGGAAGACUGCCUGAAGCAUGAUCCAACAAACAGGUAUUAUGUUGAGUACGUCUAUUUUAGUCAGGCAAUUCGAAGCAUUGUUGCUACUGAAGGCGCAGAACGGACAAUUAGGCAUGUCGCGGUGCAUGUUUGGAGAUCUUUUUUUGCGCGCUUUGGGUUUGUUCAGGCGGAACUAAGCAGCUCUUCCAUGUAUCAAGCGAAUUUAGUUCUUGAGAAUUUUGCAUGUGGGAAAUCAUGCACACUUGAUAUGGAUGGGAAAUGUCUUAUAGUUGGGUGGAAAGGAACUCCAAUCUAUUCACUUUCUGCAUGGCGGAUAAGAUGA